UAACUGGGAGAGACUGUGUUGGCGAAGUCAGACUAGUAGUGGAGAAGAUACUAACACUAGCAGAGAAACUAUACCAGAAGAUACCUCAGGUGUACGUGGGGAAAUUAUUCUUUAGGGGUGUAUCGGAUGUUCCUUCAUGCAGGCUUCGUACAGACGCCCAAGCAGAGGCAUAUAAUCUGAAAGUUAAAUUGAUUAAUCGCCUUCUAAAAGAGAAGCUGAGGGAGAGAGAGGGAAUUCAUUUGUGGUAUACUAAAGGGGUGACAUUGUACGCACAAGAUCUUCUCCAAGAAGAUGGAACGCACCUAAACAAGCGAGGUCAUAAGAAGUUCUGGCGAACUCUUAGAGGUGCAACAAUCCAAGCCCACAAGAGUAGGUAUCAUAAAAGCUAUGCCAUAGCGGCUCAUCGUGCAAUGCUUACAUAUCUUUCUGGCCGUGGGAAAUCCAUGCAUAGUCGCAAUUUCACUCGCUUAGUAGUUUUAGUAUCUAAAAAUUAUGAUUGAUGUCGCUUUUCUUUAGCACUAGUAGGUAUCACAGAUAUCAAUUGAUAAGGCAGACGCAUUGUUUUGAAGUUGUUGGGUACAUAUCUCACUUUUUAUGUUGGGUGCUGGGAUGCUUCUUAAACGCAGACGUUUAGUAGUUUUAGUACCUAAGAAUUAUGAUUGUUGUCGCAUUUCAAUAACACUAGGAUAUAUCAAUGAAUAAGCAGACGCAAUGUUUUGAAGUUAUUGAUUACAUAUCUUGCAAUGUUAUAGUGGGAGCUGGGAUGCUUCUUUAAAGGCUUGGAUUACAAUUACGCAGACGCUAUUUAAAAUUUGGGCAUUUUUGAGAAUAGUUGUAACAGCAGCAAAAAUUUUUGUACUUUUAAGUAUAUAGGACAAUUUUUAUUGUGUUAAACGCAAGUUUUUUGACAAGGACGCUAUGCCUAUGAAGUCAUUAUAUCGCUUUAUUAAUUCAGUCGCUUAUCGCUUUACUAACGCA
This is a messenger RNA of Owenia fusiformis, 978 nucleotides long. Lineage: Eukaryota; Metazoa; Annelida; Polychaeta; Sabellida; Oweniidae. The record is from the annotation of a GenBank genome assembly.